This is a messenger RNA of Lingula anatina, 2685 nucleotides long. RefSeq lists its product as uncharacterized. NCBI's taxonomy places the organism in Eukaryota, Metazoa, Brachiopoda, Lingulata, Lingulida, Lingulidae. The record is from RefSeq and is a predicted model, not a curated record.
AUUGAUGUUGCCACAACAAUAGUCGAUGUCACAGAGAGCAAUGCACAUAGACCUGUGCACGCCCGGCCAAACUGGAGAGAUAACCUAAUGCAAUGUAGUCGCGUUAGGAGUCAUGAGAUGUGUUGUCGGGGCGUACAUUAGGCCUGUUUUUGACUUGGUUACGGCCAGAGACAACCUGUAAUGAUGGCGGACACAAGAUAAAGACAGGAGCGGAGAAAGAGAACGCCGCCUAGGCACCAUGGUGCUAAAGCGCAGCAAGAAGGGCCUCAACACGGGGUGCUCUUUCAACGUCAACUUCCCCUUUGCUCGGGCCUUGGCGCACAGUCAGUACUGGGGCGUCCCCGACCAAGAGACGUCGGAAAAUCUGCUAUGUCAACGGACGCCAAACACAUUUCACCGUUCCAUAGUGGGAUACCCGAGCAAAUCAGCUGAGACUUGGAGGACGGCUCAGGAUAUGAUAAGCGAGCUUCCCGACCUUUUGGGAGACGAUAUAGAAAUAGAGUUGAGCAAAGAUGAAAAUGUUCCGCGGUCUUUGAGCAAGAGAAAAAGCUGGAAGCUAAUUGAAAGUGUUAGAGACAACAUCCACAUACUAGGAAUAUAUUCCAAUUACGAGGUGACCGUAGAGGAACGCAAAAGAACCGGCAAUCGAGUCAAAACAGAAUGCACGAGUUCUCAUGACGUGAAUUGGGAAAGUUUCUUUGACAGUCCUUCCGAGGAAAAUGCAAAGACAGCAGGCAAGCGUGGCAAACGAAAACCUGUAUCUACAAAAGAAAUGAGAAAGGAUGCAAGGAGAAAGGAGGCAAUGCAAAAAAGAUCAAUCAGGGAUGCACAAAGAAAAGAAAGCAAUCACAAACAGGGAAAAAGUAUUAUCACAAAUACAAAGAACGAGACGGAGGGGGUCAACCCCUUACAGUUGAGAUACGAAGUCUAUAACCCAGAAACUGUUUGCGCGAAAACCAUGUCUAAAGGCAAAAGUAUAAAGACAGACUACUUCAAAGACAAGUCAAAAAACAAGGGAAGUCGUAACAACUCCAAUUUGUCACUUCGGACCUACUGCCGUAAAUGGAUGCACUUCAGCGGAGAUGAUUGGGCAGAAGAAUACGACUGCGAUUGGUCAGAUGAAGAAGUUGCCAUGGACACCAGUGAUAUGGGCAAGGAACUAUUGGACACGCGUUUGGCCAAAGAAAAACAGGAUAAAACGGCGUUAACAAAAUUGCAAAAGGUUAGACAUAGUGAGGCAGUGGACAGCAAUACAAAACCUAAAGAUAUACCAAAGAAACAAACUAGUCAAAACAACAAAAUACCCAGUAAUAUUUCAGUUGGUGACCAGUCAACUGAUAAGAUGGAGGACAAUACAAUAUUGUGCAAUGGUGGGAAGGGCAGUAAAAAAUGCUCGGCAGACGAUGACCUGUGCAAUAAUGGCGGUGGUGAAACACGUGUUUCCGGUGACCUUGAUGUUAGGUUAUAUGAUGAAAACCAUAACACCACGUCAAAUGAUGGACACAUGAGCGAUCAUAAACCAGUGACAAAUAUGCCACAGGAAACGGGAGAAAACAUUCUGGAAAGAAAGCACAAAAAGGCAGCUGGAGAGGAAAGAAUUAAUGCUGUAGAAUUAAAGAUUCAGGAAUCGGAUAGUCUUCCAAACAAAACUGGAGAAACUGACGGCAAGGGAAGAAAAUACGAAGAUCGGAUCACUGAGAUGGAGAAGAAGGGCAGUGGAAAUUUAGCCAAGAGUAAAGGCGAAAACGAAAACAUGGCCGGAGAACAUCCCUUACGGUCCCCUCAGCCCAGCCCGCCUCUGUUACAGAGAAGACGGCUUUCACAGACCGGAAGUCAACUGUCUCCACUACCGCACCAGAAUACUCUCGUGUCUCUUCCAGACAACACUGUGGACUCCGCCCCACCUUCCAACAAACUGCCAGAUCUUCAGGUUAAAAAGGAUGACAGAAACCAGAGAUACUACAGAAGAUGGCUAGUGAAGCAAAAACGGGAAGAAGAAAAGAAGGAAGAAAUAAAGAAAGUUAAGAAAAAGCAAGAGGACUACAAACGGGGGAUCGAGCUGAGACUAAACCAAAACGGGUACAUUGAUGAAAGGGAAACACUUUUAAAUCUGUCGGUGACGGGAAAACAGUGCACAACUUUCGAACGUCCGACUAAUCAUAUUCGGCGUCAAAUACAGGUUCCAAGUACAGGGACGGCUUUAAAAUCACAGAUUUCUCUUAACACGCAAAUUGCGUUUCGGCAACCGGAUACAGAUUGGAGAUUGGGUACUUUUGGUUCGCAUAAUACCUCAAAGAGUCUUCCAGCGCGUCUACCGCCGAUCCAAUCACUGAAAGCGCCACGUCCCCCGCCAGCUCCACCUCCUCGGUCAGUGGCUCGCAGCAGGGGUGUCCUGACCAAGAGCGAUAACUUUCUGAAUCAGAAACGUUAAGUUUCAAGUCCAACUGUCAUGAUGCUGUGAUAACGAAUGAAAUUCAUAUUGUAGUAAUUUUUUGGGGGAUUUUUCUGAUGAUUUUUAGUCAGUGUAUACUUUUACAUAGGGUUUCUUAUUGUAUUGUUUUUAUGUAAUCUUUCUUCAAUUUUGUAUAUUAUAUUAUUUGUAGCAAUAUACAGCGUAUACAUUAUGUGUACUAUGUGUAGUAUCAAUACUCAGUGUUAUGUAUAUUAACGGUGUUAGUUCUACUA